Molecule: messenger RNA, 10425 nt
Organism: Coregonus sp. 'balchen'
Lineage: Eukaryota; Metazoa; Chordata; Actinopteri; Salmoniformes; Salmonidae
Source: the annotation of a GenBank genome assembly
AUGGCUUAUUGUUUUUACACCCAAGGAGAAACACCCGGUGGUGUUCCAGAAACUGGGAACAUCCCGGGCUGGGACAGGGAACAGGGCGAGGAGGGGGAGAGGAGGGUGCUGGCUGCCGAGACAAAGGCACAGAUGCCUGGGGAGUGGGAAGGUAUUGGUUUCUCUCUCUUUCUCUCUUCUCUCUCACUAAGCCAUAUGUCUUCUAGAGUUUGGACAGUCAGUCAACCACGAAAAAGUUGGUAGCACAUCUGUCUGUCUAGUGGAACAGUGUAAGUUCAACAGAUGUCAUCAGACUGUGGACAUACUGCUUCUCUCUGGCUGACGGCCAUCUCUCCCAUUUAACCCCUGCCGCCCGACCAAACCCAGAUGAGGGGGGUAGCGGGCUGGAUUACAGGCUGUUUAUAAACCCUGUGAUAUUUUAUGUAGGCUAGAAAGAGUGGAGUUAUGAUUGGCCCUGCCAGUUUAGCAGGGCAGGCAGACUGCUCGGUUCCCAGCACUACUCUGAUUUAAAGGGAUACUGUGAGAUUCUGGCAAUUAAGACGUUUUUCUACUUACCCCAGAGUCAAAUGAGCAUGCUUACUACUUUUCUACUUCCUGCAGGUACAUGUAGACUUCCAGUCUUUUUUUUUUUUUUAGGGGUAGAUCAGCUUUAAUAUUGCAGAUAGAUUGUAAUUUCCAGUCUUUGUGCUAACGCUAGUUAGCAUUAGCUCGCGAAACUACCUCUAACUUACAGUACCAGUCAAAGGUUUGGACACCUACUCAUUCCAGGGUUUUUCUUUAUUUUUACUAUUUUCUACAUUUGUAGGAUAAUAGUUAAGACAUCAAAACUAUGAAAUAACACAUAUGGAAUCAUGUAGUAACCCAAAAAGUAUUUUAUAUUUGAGAUUCUUCAAAGUAGCCACCGUUUGCCUUGAUGACAGCUUUGCACAUUCUUGGCAUUCUCUCAACCAGGAUUAAGUUCUAGUGUUCUUGGAAUAGAACUGUGGCAUCAGUAUCAUGCCUGUGUUUGUUAUUAACAUGUCAUGAAAUGUUAUGAAUCUACACUAGCAUACACUAGGCUAUUUUCUGUAUUUAAUUACAAGGCUAACUUGUGUGUUGAUCUCCCUCACCAAUGCUUGGUAUUGCUUAAUGAUGUUUAUUGGUUUAUUGAAGGAUGGCUAUUCAUUAUGACGGUACAAUAACACACCCAUAACAUAUGCAAUGUAUUUUUCACAACUCUCUUACCGACCCAUUAACAAUCGCACUUAGUCUGGCCUGUCAUGUUCACUUUAACAUCUCAACCCCCCUCCGUCACCCCUCUCCCUUAUCCCCCCCCCCCAUCUCUCCAUCCUGUCAUCUCCCAUCCCCUCAUCCUUUCAUCUCAUCUCCUCAUCCCCUCAUCCUGUCAUCCUGUCAUCCCCUCAUCCUGUCAUCUCCCCAUCCCCUCAUGUCCCCAUCCUCUCAUCUCCCCAUCCCCUCAUCCUGUCAUCUCCCCAUCCCCUCAUCCUGUCAUCUCCCCAUCCCCUCAUCCUGUCAUCUCCUCAUCCCCUCAUCCUGUCAUCUCCUCAUCCCCUCAUCCUGUCAUCCCCUCAUCCUGUCAUCUCCUCAUCCCCUCAUCUCCUCAUCCUGUCAUCUCCUCAUCUCCUCAUCCUGUCAUCUCCUCAUCCUGUCAUCUCCUCAUCCUGUCAUCUCCCCAAUCCGUGUCAUCCCCCCAUCCUGUCAUCUCCCCCCUCCUGUCAUCCCCUCAUCCAUGUCAUCUCACCCCCCCCCCCCUUACCUCCCCAUAUCAUAACCACUAGACUGCUCUCUGUGUGUGUGUGCCCAUACAUUACAUCUUUAUUAUCCCCUGUAGCUCAGUUGGUAGAGCAUGGCGCUUGCAACGCCAGGGUUGUGGGUUCGAUUCCCACGGGGGGCCAGUAUGAAAAAAUGUAUGCACUCACUAACUGUAAGUCGCUCUGGAUAAGAGCGUCUGCUAAAUGACAAAAAAAAAUCAAACAUGUAUCACUGUGCUAAUGUGUGUUGGUGAAAUCUACAAUAUUUAAUAAAGAUAUGAGGGACUGCAAUUAUGAGUUGUCCAAAGGGACGGCCUGGUAGCAUUGUCUAGUUCUCUCUCACACACCAAGGUGACCAGAAAUUGGGGGAGUCCAGCAAAGCAGGGAGUGGGUGGUUCUGGGUAAAGUGAGUCAGGGAUUUAUAUGUAAUCCAGUAAUGACAUCAUAUUAAUUUAAUCAGAACAAUAAUUUAGGUUCUCCUUCUCUGUUCUAUCAACCUCCCUGCUCUCUCUAUAAUAAUUAUUUGUUUGAACCACGUGUGUGUAUGUGUCGGGAGUACAGUGGGGUGGAUUAAGAGAUGUAUCCAUAGCGUUGGUGAAUUCACGCCAAUUAAAAUAGACAAAUGGCGACGUUUUCCUUCAGCGUGUCUGUUAUCUGUCAGAGACAUGGCGCCGGUUACCUCAACAGAAAACAAAGAGCCUGCUGGAUCAUGUUAAUGAGCUGACCAGUAGAUCACGGUCAGACAGGGGGAGUGUGAGUUGAGGAAUGGUUUUGAGGCAUGCCCAGUGAAUCUGAAAUUGCACCAUAUUACAGUGCCAUAUUACCAAUGUAGGCUUAGUGCUUUGGGCCAGAGCCGUAUAUGAUGCCAUUUCGGACACAGCCCCGUUAUCUGUUUGUUGUUAUUGUUGUUGUGCUUUCAUGCCCAGUGAUAUUUUCUGUUUGUUGUUUUAACAGGAAGUCAGAGGAGGAAGUGGACAUGGACAAGGUGACAGCUGCCAUGGUUCUGACCAGCCUGUCCAGCAGUCCUCUGGUCAGGAGCCCCCCUGUCAAAGUCAGCGGUAAGUCGACAAAACAUGGUUUUAUAUCAUUUAUUCAUGUAUCCUCUUUUUAUACGGGUGAUCACAUUGAGAUUAAGAGUCUCUUUUACAAGGGAGUUUCUUCCCAAGACGGCAACAAUCAAACAUUUGAUCAAACAAAUAUUUGCGGAGAGGUGAUCAUGAUAGCUAGCGUCUGUACGUGUCGUUUUGCGCACUCUGAACAAACUGACAAUGGAAGUUGUUUUUGGGGAACCAUUUACUGUUUCAUAUGCAUAUCCCCUUGCUGAGGUCACGUCAUGAUGAUUUUAUAGCCUUUUUAACUUGCUGAUUAUCUCUAUAUGUAAAGUGACUUUGGGCGUCUUGAAAAGCGCUUAAAAUAAAGUAUUAUUAUUAAAACUACUGCAUACAUUGAAAGUUGAUGCAGCUGGAAAUCACUAUGCGUUUGAGUUGUUAGAUACAUGUGUUUCUGAAUCGUAUGAUGUCAUCCCAGUGACAAUUGUUGCUUAGAGGACUCCUAAAUAGUUGAGUACUAAGUUUGAGUACUUUUCUGACAUUCUCUCUCUCUCUCCCCCCUCCAGAGGGUCUGAAUGGCUCGUGGAAGGACAGUGGUGGAGGCUUCACCCCCUCCAGUUACAGCAGUAGUGGCUAUUGGAGCUGGAGCGGUCCUAGUGACCAGUCCAACCCGUCCACCCCCUCCCCACCGCUCUCCGCAGACAGCUUCAAGCCCUUCCGCAUGUCCAGCGUCAACGGCCCACCCCCUGACGACGCCAUCGACGAACAGGAUGGCAGCAGCCUGCUCUUCGACGAGCCAAUCCCACGCAAGCGCAAGGUGGGUAGACCGAUAGAUUUCAUUUAACCAUUUAAAUAUACAAUUCUAGCCACACAAGUGGAUACACUCGAUAACCCAUAGGAUAACCCGAAAACAUUAAACAACAUAUUGCUGUUAUGGUCCUCUGAGGACACACAGAACCAACACUAGAUUAGAUUAAUGUUUUGAUCAAUUCUGACUGUUGUUCAUUUUGAAUUGGUAGUAGGUUGAUUUAAGAAGGGGUUGUAUUGCAGUAUCAAUGAUCUUGGCAAGACAAAGAGGAUGUCCCAAAAGAAGGCAGUUCCUGCACUUGUUUUGGAAAUGUUGCUAACUAGCUACUGUAACACCUCCUUCCUGAACUCAAAGUGACAUUGGAAGAUGACAUGCUGACUGAGGUAGAAUUUGAGACAGUGUGAAAAUGACAGAUUGAUCCUUAGACACGUGGCGAUGCCUGACGUCGUCUCUGAACCACCACGUAGCACAAACACCACUAGAGGAGAGCAUGAAAACUAAUUGGGCGGACACAACAUGUUAUGGCCACUUAGAGUAGCCCAACAAUCCACUGCUUAAUGCUUCAACUCUCAUUUAUUUACACCGUUGACGGCCACCAUUCUGUCACUCUCCUCGUUUACGUGAAUUAAUGGCUGAAUAUUCCCUCCUUUAUAUUUUUCCCUCUUUUUUUGUCUCUCAUUCUUAUCAGGGGAGCAGAAUUCUUGGAUGGUGAAGCUCUGUUCUGUUGUCUAGCUGUCAAUUCCCAGCCUCUACUGAGACACACACACACACACGCCUCCCUGCCACAUUCACACACGCCUGCCCGCCCUGCGCCUCCAGUCAUUUAUCCUGCUUAAUUACUUUACAGCCACACAUGAGCCCAUCUAACAUUGAAAUGAUGAUUGUAAUAUCUUCACUGGCAAACAUGAAGAUUGACCAUCCAUCCUCUCAUUCUUUAGAAUCCAGUAUCCAAUUAAGAGAUGAGCGGUGCCGUGCGUCUCCCAUCAGAUCAAUAGGAUAUACAGACAGAAAGAGAGAGAGAGAGAAUGGUAGAGGGGCAGAUAUAUUGAGAAAGGGGUAGAGAGAUGAAGACAGGAGGAGUCUACAUCAGAGUAUAGUUGGAUUUGAGGACAGCCAUGCAACAGUGCAAUAAAAUUAAUCCAGAUUUGCUUUUAAAGGAGUAUUCUGUAAGAGUCUGCUGAUCUCUUAAUUUAAGACUAGUCUAUUCUAUUACAUCACUGUCUAUAUGUUGUCAUUAAUAAUUAACAUUAAUAAGAAAACUAUCCACCACAGGCACAGAACCUCUACUGGAGGCACUGAACGUGUCUGUCUGGUGUCUCCUCCUCAGUGUAUCUCACUGAGUUAUGUUUGAAUUCUUAAGUUCCUCUUUCAACUUCUGAGUCUCCAACUCUCCAUAUUGGCUUCAGAGACGAGUUUAGUUUUUAUUGUUCCCCAUCUUUUCAGAACACUUCCCCCAGGUUGCAUGAGAAAUCAUCACCCACGCCAACUGGAGCCAAAUGUUGCUCUUCUCUUCCUCCUCUGAGCCAAAGACAAUGAUGUUCGUUCACCAGUCUCUCUCUUUUAAUUAACUGUGCGCUGCUGGCAUGUGGAACUGCACAGGGGUUUUGUUACCCAAGGACCAACACACAUACACACACACACACACACACACACACUCACACACACACAUUCACAAGCAGGAGAUGAUGACGAGUGUAUUAUUUGGCAGCAGGAAGAAAAAAUGAAAAACAUCUUCUGUUGUAAAUUAAAUGAAUGCCCUGAACAAUGGCCAAAUAGAUGGCCACAUGACAUCCAUCAUAAAGAACUGUGACGAGGGAUCAGAGCAUUAAGACACGUCUAUCCUCAUAAGGCCUGACGGCUUUCAACUUGAGACACACACACACACACACACACACACACACACACACACACACACACACACAAUCUGAAAGGCUGCUGCUCGGAAGCAAUUGCUCUCGGAGGGCCAUGCUGUAAUUACAGAGGACAGAUAGUGUGAAAAAUGGCACAGCUGUGUGUGUGUUUUUAAUGCGCGUAUUGUGUAAGACAAAUGGCACAGCAAAGAGCAGGCCCCCUUCUCCUCCUUCGCUCUCCUCUCACCACCACGCAAAUUACACCAGCCUCCAGUUUGCCUCUCCUCAGACUGAAUGGGGAAGAUUGGGGCAGACAGGUGGGUGGGUGUCCCUGGCCACAUGUUAGUUUGACUAAUGGAGGAUGGGAUGAAUGGCAGAGCUCUUACCACUCUGUUCCACCCUUUCUCUGUGAGGGAGGGAGGGAGCUACAUUGACACUCCCACAAAACCCACAUACAUUCACAUACACACACACACACACACACACGUACACACACACACAUACACACUACGCACACACACACCUUUUCAUCAUUUGCUGCUGCUACUCUGUUUUUAAAAUUUUACUCUUAUUAUUAUCUAUCCUGAUGCCUAGUAACUUUACCCUGCCUUCAUGUACAUAUCUACCUCAAAUACCUGGUACCCCUUCACGUUGAUCUGGUACUGAUACUCCCUGUAUAUAGCUCCAUUAUUGUGUAUUUUAUUCAUCUUGUGCUACUAUUUCACGGUAAAGCCUACACCAGUUGUAUUCGGCGCAUGUGACAAAUAAAAUGUGAUUUUGAGUGAGUGAGAAAAGGGUGAAGUGUCCGAUGUUGAAUGUUGUUCUCUGUCUGUCUCUCCUCCUGUGUGUAAUGUACAGAACUCCAUGAAAGUGAUGUUUAAGUGUCUGUGGAAGAACUGUGGGAAGGUUCUGAGCACGGCUGCUGGGAUACAGAGACACAUCCGGACCGUUCACCUGGGGUAAGACGCACACUAAUAUAUAUAUACACAUGGCACUCAUUCUCUCCCUUACACCUUUUUUUUACUCUUGCUCUCUCUUUUAUCCUCUCUCUAACACACACACACACACACACACACACACAGCCCUGGCUGGCAGUGGUCCAGCUGAACCUUUGUCAACCUCCUUUCACUGGGAUUGUCAAAACACAACAGCAGAUUAAUCCCUGUGGGAUUAUCACCACGGUAACAAUUCCUCCACUUGGCUCAGCGUGACAGGCCAGGGAGAAAUGAGGACGGAACAGAACAACGUUAUCACACAGAUAACACGUUUACACUGACAGUCAAUUAAAGCACAAUAAUAACCACAGUGAUACUCACAACAGAGACACCUUUAAAGACCGCCACCCCUCUUCCCUGACAGACAGAACAGUGUUUGAGGAGUGUUUGUUUGCCAGGCCUGUGAUAGUGAAGUCUACUGUCUGUGCUGCAAUGGGGGUGACAUGAUGACACCUUUCAGAGCCAGCCCUCCCAAGUCGAUCCCUGAUGAAGCUUGCCCAUAGAGAAUGAUGGAGGCCUCUAGUGGCCAAAAGGCCGUAUUUAUCAUGGGCAGCACCUUUUGAGGGCUUCCAACAUUUUAAUGUAGUCAACUGGAUGGAACUUCCAACUUCAUUGGCUGAUCACUCCUGGUGACCCUGUUGGAGUCACGGGGUCAUGAGGAGGGAUCAGCCAAUCGUGACAAAAAAUGUAUUACUUCAAAAUGGGAAAAAAAAUAAUCUAUCUCUAUGAACUUGCUUUUUGAAUAUGAUCAAAUUCGGUAGUUCAUAUUAUUAGUCAUGGGACCAACAAUCUGGUCCAAUCAUAAUUCCUCUGUAAUGACAAGAGCAGGGCUCAUCUAAUCCAAAUCCAUGCUGAUAUUAACUCCUAGUUUUAACUCCUUCCUCUCCCCCAGGCGUAACUGUGACUCUGACUGCAGUGACGGAGAGGAGGAUUUCUACUACUCAGAGAUCAAACUCAACACAGACUCAGUGGCUGACGGUCUGAGCAGCCUGUCCCCCGUCUCCCCCUCCGUGCUCUCCCCCAUCUCUCCCCCCCAUGACCACCACAGACGACCCCCUGCAGAGAGCAGCAACGGGACCAAUGGGAACAAGGAGAAUCACAGCCACACCCACUCCAACACCACGCCCCUCAGUCGCUCCGCCCCCAGCGCCCUCUACCUCAUCCACGCAGAGCACGCCUACCAGGUGAGACGCACCCACAAAACUACUGGCCAUGCCUUCUGAACUCGUAAGUAGCAAAGUGCUUACAGUAUUUGCAAUUUGCAAUACAAUUUCAUUGAUUGAGUGCUUGACUGAUGGUUGGUUGGUUAAUUGAUUGAUUGACUUGUUGGUUGAUUGGUUAAUUGAUUGAUUUGUUAAUUGACUGACUGUGUGGGUGCUACACACUGGUCUUUAAAGGUGAGACUGACUUGUGGAUGUCCCUCCCCUCCCCAGGCCACAGCUCCAGUCACCAUCCCCUCCUCAGGCUCUGGGUCUGUCCCUGGCCCAGGCUCUGCUGCCUCCACCUCCUUCACCCCCAGCAGCAGCUCCACCUUCAGCAUCUCCUGGCAGUCACCUCCUGUCACUUUCACUGGCACCGCUGUGAGUAGAGGAAACACACACAAACUCACACAGGGAUUCACACACUCCUACAAAUACACACACACUCAGCCUCUCAAGCAUACCAGUGGUUUUCUGUUGUUUUGUGUCUGUAUAUAAAUGAAUGUUCUCUGUCUAUCUCUGUGUUCUGAUGGCUCUGGUCCUGUUCUGUUUACCUCUCUCCAGGCCUCUCCCACCCACAGUCGGACGCAGAGCUUUGGGGAGCAGCGGUCCCAGACAAUAGCAGUCCUCUCCUCCCCUCCCAGAGCCACUGGCUCACUCAGGUACCAAUGACUUCUACCAGCUGAACCUUUACUGAUAACCUCUGUACUUUGGGCGUCCUGAAGUCACAGGAAGCCCAUGUAUCCAUAUUCAGAGAUGGCAACCAUGUCUUGCAUAGGAAUGAAGCAAAUUACCAGAUAACAAUUUAAUAUGUUUUCACCACUUGUAUAAACUAUAUAUCAAUGAUCACCAUUUUGGAUGUUGUUUUCUUUAGCAUUAUAAACCAGUCAGUGUUAACAAACAUAUUUGACCAUAUCCUCAUCUCUCCCCUCUCCAGCCGUAAGUCCCGUGGCGAGGGUAAGAAGUGUCGUAAAGUGUAUGGAAUGGAGAACAGGGACAUGUGGUGCACUGCCUGCCGAUGGAAGAAAGCAUGCCAGAGGUUUACAGACUGAUUUACCGAAUGAACCAACCAACCGACCAACCGUGAGGGUUGCCCGUCGCCGUGCAAACCAGGGGUGUUCCUUUCUGUUCCCUUCCUACACAUGCGUUGUCACUCCCAAACCAACGUUGUCACACCCCUCGACAGUCCUUGGUCCACCCCGACCCCUGACCAACCCACCCCAGCAGGACCAAGGGGGUGGAGCCUCCUACUGUUCAGAGUAUAUCCCAAGCUAACUCCAGCUCCCUCCCAAGACUUCCAACCUGGGAGCCAACACGCAGUUCCAGCUCUACAGCGCAACAACAACACAAAAAUAACCCCUGACCUAAUCGUCAAGUCAGCCAUGAAGGGACCAGAAAAGAGGCUAAUUUUGUCCCAAAACGUUUCAAUGUUGUUGGGGUUUUUUACAGAGAAGAAUUUGCUUUUUUUUACUUUGUGAGAAGGCCAUAAUAAAAAGAGAGCAGGGGAGAGAUCCUUGUUUCCCAUAUAGACUCCUCCUUUCCCCACUCGCGCACGCGCUCUCUCUGUUCUAGCCUGCUUCUUCUACUUGGUCCUCUGGAUCUCUACAACCACAGACCCCCUCUCUUCCCCGUCCUCACCCCAGGGAAUGUAUCUUAUGUCUGGACUCGGCAGGGGGAGAGGGAAGGGUGGCUAGCACCCCCUAGUGGGGUUAAAUGGAUCAAUGCAACAACAGUAAAAAUACAAAUACACGGGGGUGCAGAACAGACCUUGCCAUCAGCAACGAGCCCUACACCACAACCCUGCAUCACAACAGCAACACAGGACAACAGUUUUCUAUCUACGUUUUCUAUAUCUAUAUCCAGUAGAUUGAAGCUAAAAGGGUCAUUUUCUUUCAGGGAGUGUUGAUCAAAAGAAAGCAAACAUUUCAAUAUAGUUAUUUACAGUGAAGGUUUUGGUCACAUGAUAUUUACUUGCAACCAAAACGUUUUUUUCCCAGGUUUUUUACGUGCCAUUUUCCCUAAUGUUGUUAUUUCUCUGGCUCUAUUAUUCUUGGUGUAUUGAUGUAUUGAAACCACAAAAAGGACUGUUUUUGCUCACUAAGAACUCAAAACAUUACAGCCCUCCGACACACUUUGGGGCAAAACAAUCAACCAACUUAAAAUGGGGCCACAUACAAGCAACCCUACUCCUCUUCUUCCAUUAGGAGUUAGUUCAUAUUUCUAACGUUUUGUUUACGGGCGCUAUACUUUACCAAAGCCCGUAGGUCACCUACAAGAUGGAGGGUGUCCGCUCAGUACCAAAAGUGAGGCAACAACUUUUACUGUAUGUGUGUGACGUGAAUGAACACUUGUAAAGGCAGUCUGUGGUUGAUCCUGUGUUGGGGUGGGGUGAACAUCUCACUCUCUCUCACCGUACUCACUCUUGUGUUGACCUUCCAGGUCUGAGAGAAAAUUAGUGAAGUAGGGAUGGUAACACCACCUAUACCAUACUUUGGCCGGUCCAGCCCAGAACUGCCCACUAGGCCUGGUGCCUUUACUCCUUCUUUGAAAAAGGCCAUGAGAAAAUGGGAAGCUUUUUGGGAGAUUUCUUUAACUCCAAAAUCAGUCCUUUAGCACUGCACUCACUCCAACUGGGCAGGCACAUCACUCUAUGGGCUUAAUAAGUAGGAAGAAACUGUGUGAUUGACAGGUGGCAGAGGCCAAUCCACUGGUGCAGCUAGCUGAUUUGGUUAUGUGGACCUGUCUAACCCCACCCACUCCACUUCCUCCUGAU